AUGCCACAAGUCGUCGAACUUGUUUGGUUUCAUAUGAAACCGGAUGAGUCUGAGAAGAAGAUCGGUCAGGUUCUCGAGUGCAUCAGAGGCAAAUUGCUGUCGACACUUGGGCUCGAGGCCCUGUAUUAUGGCAUUGGUACCACGAUACCACAAGGCUUCGUGGGAAUGAACAUUGUGAAGAUUUGGUCUUCAGCAGACGCUCAACGCGCCUAUUUCGAGUCACCCAACGAUUAUGAAUAUGAAAUAGCCAAGGAAAUUAUCGAUGCUUCCGAUCCAUCGCGGCAGCCCAACAGUGUGUCGUUUAUUCCGGAAUCUUGCGACCACCUAUUUCGGGCCCUUGCUAGUGACGUCACGCUCCUUUCGUGCAUCUGGCUUCCUGCUGCCGCAGACAAGACAGCCUUCCAAGCACAUCGGAUGGAAGUACUGGGCGACGAUGUCGAUCUUGAGAACUUUGGCACCUCCGCGGUGAGUGCGUGGUCGGUGCCGGAUUCCAUGCACCCUCUGAUCGGAGAAACGGAUGGGUUCUUGACCUUUUAUGCAUCUGCGAAUGUGAAGGAUGCCGAGGCUAUCGCGUCGAAGGAUAAGCAGAUUUUGUCUCGACUGGAGAUGUUCUCACAGGUGUAUGAUCAACAGUAUGCAUGCUUCUCGAAGAUGAUGUAA
Messenger RNA from Colletotrichum lupini, 660 nucleotides. RefSeq lists its product as uncharacterized. The transcript is spliced from 2 exons. Lineage: Eukaryota; Fungi; Ascomycota; Sordariomycetes; Glomerellales; Glomerellaceae. The record is from RefSeq and is a predicted model, not a curated record. The coding region runs from base 1 to 660 and encodes 219 amino acids.